AUGAUCAGACGGCCCCCAACAUUCAUUGCCCUAGACGAAAAUGAUAUUGAAUCUCACCUGCAGCGGAUCUAUAUCCGGCAUACUCUAACUGUCGAAUUCGAGCAGCUGCACAUAGACGACGAAAGCUGCGAUGAGAUGGACCAAUCCCCCAGCUCCUGUGUCUCUUCGGAAUCCGAUGUGGACAUUGAUACCACAUGCCUGAGUCAAGAAGGAUCCUCGUAUUUUGAAUCUACUCCAAGAAACAGAAGCUAUGCUUCUACAGAUGCAAUUCCACACACUUCCGUGACAAAGUCCUGCCUCAAAUCCCCAAACUCAACCCAACAGUCCUCGCUAAAAGUGACAAUUUCCACCGGAGUACAAUCGCAAGCAGAUCGCUCUGUUGACCCACCGCGACUGAAGGUGAAAUUUGCUCUCUCACCGCAGGAACUGGAACUCCAUAGCGGUAAGGCCCCUCUUGAAGAAACAGAUCGUGAUCGUCGAGAAAACCACCAGCCAAGCCACACUGACGCUAUAUAUACACCCAUGUCUAUUGACUCGCCAGCUUCCACGCCACAGGUUUCAUUCUUGUCGUGUGGUGUGUCGUCAAGUCCGGCCACCGCAAGCGUCCCACUCCGGGACCUAACCUUAGCGUCUACGGUGUCUUACGAGGCAGUCUUGGCCGAGGGGGCAGUUUCGCCUGCUAGUGCGGCCAAUAACACUGGCGAGGAUCGUGCCUCUCACCCUAAAAUCGUCAUCUAA
Molecule: messenger RNA, 738 nt
Organism: Penicillium concentricum
Lineage: Eukaryota; Fungi; Ascomycota; Eurotiomycetes; Eurotiales; Aspergillaceae
Exons: 2
Coding region: 1-738 (245 amino acids)
Source: RefSeq, a predicted model, not a curated record